GCGUAUGAGUUAACGACCGUGCGUGUUCCAAAGCGAAACGACAGAACGGUGUGAGCGAAGGAUCUCGAUUGGUGGCCUAUCGCUGCGCGUCUUUGCAGGCAUCCAUCUGCAAGAUGGCCGCAGUUGAUCCUGCUUUUAAGUCGCUGCCCAAAAAUUCAACAUUGUUUGCAACAUGGCGUGUUGAUAAAACGCAACUUGUGCUUGUUCCGAAAGAGCAGUAUGGCUACUUUUAUACUGGAGAUUCCUACAUUGUUGCUGCUGUGUCAGACUCAACUGAGCGGGCACAUAGCUUCAUGAAGGGUAAACGUGCGACAGGGCCACUCGAAAUUCACAUUCACUUUUGGCUAGGAACUCAGACCUCACAGGAAGAAGCAGGUGUAGCAGCAUACAAAACUGUGGAGCUGGAUAACUUUCUCGGGGCCACAUCAGUGCAGCACCGGGAGGUCCAAGGUUUUGAGUCCCGACGGUUCAUCUCUUAUUUCUCACGAGGCAUCCGCGUUCAAAGCGGGAAAGCGGAUGGUGUCUACACAGCAGCUGAUGACGUCUAUCCUCCCCGAAUGUACCAUAUCAAAGGAAAACGCAAGCCCAUCGUUCAGGAGCUGCCAUCCGUUUCGUGGACCCACAUGAACGAUGGAGACGUUUUUGUCAUCUACCUCUACCACAUCAUCUUUGUCUGGAAUGGAAAGUUCUCAAAUUAUGUGGAAAAGAUUCAGGGAGCCAUUGCGGCGCAACAGCUAAAGGCAGAAAAUGGCGAAGGCACGAUCAUCAUUGUUGACGAGGGCACCGAAAAGCAGCUGGGGUCCCCAGAGAAGGAGUACUUUGCCCACGUGCUCCCAUUUGACGAGAGGUACGUCAAGAGCCAUCGUGAUGUCCUUCAAAACCAAGGCUUUGAGAGGAACCCACAUUUUGAAAUAAAGCUGUACAGGUGUUCCGACGAAAAUGGCACUUUGAGGGUAACUGAAGUGAAGACUGGUCCCCUCGAUCAACAGGACUUGGUUUCUCAGGAUUCCUUCAUAGUGGACAAUGCAGAAGCUGGCAUUUGGGUGUGGGUCGGGAAAAAAGCCAGCCAGAAGGAACGAGUGGAAGCCAUGAGAAAUGCUCAGGGCUUCAUUAAAAAAAAGGGCUAUCCUCAUUGCACUCAAGUGACGCGUGUUGUCGAAGGAGGGGAACCCACGGAGUUCAAAUGCCUUUUCCAUAACUGGCAUAAGGCAGAGUCAAGUGUUCCUGCAGCAAUCUCUUCAGCAAAGAGUCGGGCGCAAGUUGCACCGGGCAAAACGAUCCAGACAAAAUUUGAUGCCGCAACGCUCCAUUCCAACCCAAACUUGGCAGCCCAAAUGCAACUGGUGGACGACGGCAAAGGAAAGAAAGAGCUGUUCAGGGUGCACAAUGCGGACCUACAUCCUGUAGAUCCCAAGGAACAGGGCAAAUUUUACUCCAAGGACUGCUACGUGGUUGUCUACAUUUAUGAAACUGACGGGAAAGAACAUUGUCUUAUCUACUAUUGGCUGGGUGAAGAAUCUUCUCUAGAGGACCAGGCAGCAGCCGGUGUGAAAGCUAUAGAGCUGGAUGAUAGAUUGCAUGGACAAGCAGUCCAGAUUCGACUCAUUCAAGGCCAGGAAACUCCCCAUUUCAUGACCAUCUUUGCUGGGAAGAUGAUAGUUUUGGGGGGCAACAAAUUACGAGGAAUCCGAAAUGGCCGGUUCACUUCCCAACCAGAAGACUGCUAUCUGCUUAGAGUUCACGGCACAAACGAGAGGAACACCAAAGCUGUACAGGUUCCAUGCUCAGCAGCAUCACUCAACUCUGGUGACGUGUUCCUUCUCUUUGGCCCUUCAACUGUGCACCUGUGGGCUGGUCGUGGAAGCACCGGGGACGAACGAGAGAUGGCAAAGAAGGUUGCCACAGAUUCGGGAAAAGAGAUGAUCCUGGUUACAGAAGGUCAGGAAAAGGAUGAUUUCUGGACUGCCAUUGGUGGGAAGCUAAACAUAAACACUACAAAGUAUAUGCAAAUGGAAGAGCAUCCUCGUGCAGUGAGGCUGUUCCAGUGCCUGUCCCGUUCUGGGAGACUCUGUGUGGACGAGAUAGUGAGCUUUGAUCAGAGCGAUCUUAUGGAGGAUGACAUCAUGCUGCUGGAUGCCUGGACGACGCUCUUCCUUUGGAUUGGAAGCAAGGCCUCCAGGGAGGACCGUAAAAACAGCUUCAAAUAUGCAGAGGAGUACCUAAAAAGUGACGCCAGUGCACGAGAGCCAACGCUACCCCUUGUCUGGAUCAAGCAGGGGCUGGAACCACCCAUUUUUACGGGGUUCUUUGACAUUUGGGACGAACAGUACUGGCAGAAACUCCCCACGUACGAGGGCAUCAAGAACGAAAUCUGGCAGAGCAACCAGAACCUGAUUGCAAUACAGCAAGAAGCAGCGAAGAUGCGAAACGUCCGGGCAGAGGUGGAGAAGUACCCGUUGGCUGCAUUGCAGGUGAAGAACCCGGAGGAACUCCCGCCGUAUGUGGACCCCGCCAACAAGGAGGUGUACCUGGCAGAUGCCGACUUUGAGCGGCUUUUCAAAAUGCCCUACGAAAGCUUCGACAAACUUCCUGGCUGGAAGAAGCUCGAAAUGAAGAAAAAAGUGGGUCUCUUCUAAAAGGGCCAUCUCACCAAAGAUCGUACAUUUAUUUACACACCAGAGUAAAAAUUGAGGCUUUCCUUA
This is a messenger RNA of Ornithodoros turicata, 2702 nucleotides long. RefSeq names its product advillin-like. The transcript has 23 exons. The record is from RefSeq and is a predicted model, not a curated record. Gene Ontology annotation, molecular function: phosphatidylinositol-4,5-bisphosphate binding; actin filament binding. Gene Ontology annotation, cellular component: actin cytoskeleton; cytoplasm. Gene Ontology annotation, biological process: cytoskeleton organization; actin polymerization or depolymerization; actin filament severing. NCBI's taxonomy places the organism in Eukaryota, Metazoa, Arthropoda, Arachnida, Ixodida, Argasidae. The coding region runs from base 114 to 2636 and encodes 840 amino acids.